Olea europaea var. sylvestris is the source of this 277-nucleotide messenger RNA. Its product is annotated as ferredoxin-dependent glutamate synthase-like. Lineage: Eukaryota; Viridiplantae; Streptophyta; Magnoliopsida; Lamiales; Oleaceae. The annotation marks the transcript as partial. The transcript has 2 exons. The record is from RefSeq and is a predicted model, not a curated record.
UGACCUCUUUUCUGUCUUUGUUUUUUCUCAUAGUCACAUCCUUAUCUUAUUUCCUGUCAUUUUUCACAGUGAUGGGAAAACAGUUGGAGCUUGUCUGGACCGUAAUGGACUUCGCCCUGCUAGAUAUUGGCGGACAGUAGACAAUGUUGUCUAUGUUGCAUCUGAGGUUGGCGUCCUACCAACGGAUGAUUCCAAAGUCAUAAUGAAAGGACGGUUAGGUCCUGGAAUGAUGAUAACUGUCGAUCUACCCAGUGGUCAGGUUUGUGCAGAGAUCUAA